Vigna umbellata (rice bean) is the source of this 523-nucleotide messenger RNA. The record is from RefSeq and is a predicted model, not a curated record. NCBI's taxonomy places the organism in Eukaryota, Viridiplantae, Streptophyta, Magnoliopsida, Fabales, Fabaceae.
AUAUAGUUCUUACAUUGUACUUGUAAAUUUCUAUUACAGGAAAAUUGAUUCAUAGCUUAAAUAAAAAUGAGCACGCACUUGAUAUGGCAGCUCCUGUUCAUGAGAGGUUUGGUGAUAUGGAUGGUCCUACUGAUGACAAUGCCUCAUUGAAGAAGAGAACCAAUGUUCUCCUUCUUGGUGAUCACCUUGGAGACUUGAGAAUGUCUGAUGGUUUGAAUUAUGAGACCCGAAUAUCCAUGGGAUUCCUGAACCACAACAUUGAGAACUCACUCAGCUGCUAUCGAGAAGCUUUUGACGUUGUUUUUGUGAAUGAUGCAGCCAUGUGGGGAGUUAUCAAAUUGGUGUCUGAAAUCUGUUCAAGUGGUGUUUGAUUAUUUCCAGUCUCAUUCUUUUUUGCUUUAUAUUAGGAUUCCUUCGUAUUAUGUAAAGUUUUAAGAGCACUGUUCACAAUCUCAACCCUUCAAUGUUUUGUUUCACCGAAGAAUAUAACUUAUAAAUAUUGUCAAACAAAUGACAUAAAUCA